Messenger RNA from Rhincodon typus (whale shark), 2346 nucleotides. RefSeq names its product tumor susceptibility 101a (gene tsg101a). Gene Ontology annotation, cellular component: ESCRT I complex. Bases 976 to 2166 code for a protein of 396 amino acids. The record is from RefSeq and is a predicted model, not a curated record. The transcript has 8 exons. Gene Ontology annotation, molecular function: ubiquitin binding. NCBI's taxonomy places the organism in Eukaryota, Metazoa, Chordata, Chondrichthyes, Orectolobiformes, Rhincodontidae. Gene Ontology annotation, biological process: protein modification process; endosome to lysosome transport; protein transport.
CAAUGAUUAGAUUCCCCCCCCCCGCCAUUGCAGGUUCUCUCCAGCUCUAGCAGAUGUUCCAAGUCUCUGCAGAAUAGCAUCUCGAAACGUGCUCUUUGCUGAAAAGAACAAUGUCAAUCACCCUCACUGCAUCAUCCCCUACUGUCACUGCAUCUGCCCGUUUUCCCCUGUUGAAUGGUUUCCUGUUUCACAGUGCUUUGGUCAGUUAACUGAUCCAUCUUGCAGCUCUCCUCUCAUCCUGAAAGCUGAAAGAACCUCAGACCUGCUGGACUAUUGCAAAUGCUGAGGCUGCUGUUCUCCUGCCUUCUGGGUCCCCUUAUUCCCUUACCAGCAGUCUCACUUCUGUUCCUGAACACUGACCAAAACUGUUUAUAUUUUAUUAACCUUGCUGUCAGUUAUUAUGCUAUAUUGGACCUUAGUAAUAGAAUAAGUCUUGAUCACUCGCCAAAUAACUAGCUACUUCUCGAGUUAGAGAAUAAGAACCAAUUCCUGAGGGUCAAAAGGCUUCUAAGACCAAGGCAGACUUUAAUUCUACUCUGAAGUUGUAGGUUUUGAGGUGACUAAAUAGCCUAGUGCUGGAUCUAUGCAGCCUGCUGCAGGUGCUGUUGGAAGUGGCUCAGAGCUCUGAAUGCUCGGGUGCUCUUUCUGGUGUUAGUGCUUGACCUCCACCUGGGCUUGUCAGAGAUGCUGUAAGUGGUCAAUAUCUUUGCAGGCUAUCAUUGAGAAAUGGAGUCAUGGUACUUGUAGGUAUCUCGUUCCUCUUCUAAAAUUACCAUUUGAUGUUAGUGAAUCUAUUGAACAUGAGUGACUGUUUGUUUGACUAGAGGGUGAGGUUACUUUAUGUGCCAACAGAGUAAGAACAUUUUCAGCUCUCUUACAUAACCACUACCUCCUUACCAAUUACAUUUCCCCAUUAGUCCAAGUGUGCUGAACCAUUUGCAGAAUUUUCAUUGCAUCCUACGAUGAUAUUCCAAGAUGCUGCACUCGGUGGUGUGUUUAACCUACAAGGUGUUAGUGAAGCUCAACUCUUUCAUAGAUGUUUGUGGUUUUUCAUUGGUCUUUCUGAACGUGCCUAACCUGCUGAUCUGUUUUCCCGAUCUGAUUUCAGUGUUUAACAAUGGUUCAUCUCAGGAGCUGAUGAGUCUCACUGGGACUAUCCCGGUCAGCUACAGAGGCAAUAUGUAUAACAUCCCUGUGUGCCUCUGGUUACUGGACAGUUAUCCUUACAACCCUCCUAUCUGCUUUGUAAAACCCACUAGCACCAUGAUGAUUAAAACAGGAAAGCACGUUGAUGCUAAUGGGAAGAUCUAUCUCCCAUACCUGCAUGAGUGGAAACAUCCACAUUCUGACCUGUAUGGGCUGAUUCAGGUGAUGAUAGUCAUGUUUGGGGAGGAGCCUCCAGUCUUUUCAAGACCAGCUGCAACUCCACAGUAUCCACAAUACCAAGCCACAGGACCUCCAACCACUUCCUAUAUGCCUGGAAUGCCAGCUGGAGUUACACCAUAUCCAUCUGGCCACACCAAUGCUGGUGGUUUUCCUGGAUAUCCAUAUCCGCAUUCAACCUCAUAUCCUCCAACCACAGGCACGGCACAACAUACUGCAUAUCCCAGCCAGUCACCUGCUGCAGCUGUUGGUCCUGCCAGAGAUGGCACCAUCACUGAAGAUAUGAUUCGUGCAUCAUUGAUCUCUGCAGUUAGUGAUAAACUGCGCUGGAGGAUGAAAGAAGAAAUGGACCGUGCUCAGGCUGAACUUGAUGCCCUUAAACGAACAGAAGAAGACUUGAAAAAAGGCCAUCAAAAGUUGGAGAUGAUGGUCAGUAACUUGGACCAAGAAAUGGCUGAUGUAGAGAAGAAUAUUGAAGUACUAAGGAAAAAAGAUGAUGAGCUGAGCAUUGCGCUGGAGAAAAUGGAAAGCCAGUCUGAAAACAACGAUAUUGAUGAGGUGGUUGUACCAACAGCUCCCCUCUAUAAACAGAUCCUUAAUCUUUAUGCAGAGGAGAAUGCCAUUGAGGACACCAUUUUCUACUUGGGUGAAGCACUGAGACGUGAUGUCAUUGAUCUGGAGGUCUUCUUGAAGCACGUAAGGCUGUUGUCUCGUAAACAGUUCCAGCUUCGAGCAUUGAUGCAGAAAGCAAGGAAAACAGCUGGCCUAAGUGACUUGUACUAAGCUAUUCUUUUUGACUCAAGUCAUGUCUAUAACUAACCAGUUUCAUAGAAAAAAAUAAGUUAUUGUGUAUUCAACUGUAAAUUAUUUACUUUCUGAUUUUUUGUCAAGGGUCUUUGUAUUUACCUGUAAUCUUGAGGACAAGCAAUUUAGAAAUUGGAAUAAAGCUUCUUUAAAUACCAA